GCUCCAGGGACAGCAGCUGCAUUAAAACGAGCAGCGCUGCUCGUAAUGCUGCUUGAAACCUGGCGAAAACACUCGCUCGAACGCCUGUUCGACGUUUCAAAACGCGCAGCUACCAAAACAGCAAACGAGGGCCUAAUGCUUCGGAGAGCACACUGCCUCUCGUUACUAAUGUCGACAGCAGCCGUCGCACCAAUAAGCUACAAGCUGCAAAACAUAAACCUCGCAGAGCGCUGGCUCGGCCUCGUGCGCGCGGGCAGCGUGUCCGCCAGUACGGAGCACGGCGAGGCCUACGGCGUGACGGAAGUCGCCGGCGACCUGCGCUUCUUCGUACGCGGCGCCACGGAAAAGGCACAAAAAAUCAACGCCACGCUCGCGGCGAGCGGCGACGGCCUCCGCGUGGCGACGGACGGGCCCUUCGUGGCGCAGCUGCAAUUAAGUCGGACGCUGCGGCCGGCGCCGGCCUUCGCGACGGGCGGCGGCUUCGACGAGACGUCGUAUACGCCGCCAUCGUACGAGCCGGGCUCGUUAGUGGUCGGGCCGCUGCGGCUCCAGGACCGGCCCCGCGCGGCGGCGCUCGCCGUCCACGGCCGCGCCUGGGACUGCUACCACAACGUCGCGCCCUGUGAUCCGCGGGGCCACUUCCUCCUGCUCCCCGCCGUCGGCGACCAAAAGAACUGGCGGCCGCAGCGCCUGACGGCGGAGGACUGCGCGGACCUGUGCGGCGUCGAGACGGACCUCGCGCUGGUCUUCAACUCCAUCGGCGCGGGCGCCUCGCAGAACCACGUCCACGCUCACGCCUGGCCCGCGCCGCCCGUCGGCGCGGCGAGGUACGCCGUCGAGGGCGCCGCCGCGGCGCGAUCGACGAGCGUCGGCGGCGUCGAGGUGGAGUUGCUCGACUACCCGCUCUGCGCCGUGCGCUUACGCGGCGAGGGUCGGGGCGAGGCGCUCGGCCGGGCCGUCGCGGCCGUCGAAGCCAGGCACCGGCCCCACAACGUCGCGGUGCUCGGCGGCGCGGCGUACGUCUUCGCCCGCCGCGCGGAGCGCUCGCCCCAGCUCGCCGGGCGCCUCGGGGCGGCGGAGUGCCUCGGCGUCUUCCACUGCACAAGCGAAGAGGACUUC
Molecule: messenger RNA, 1119 nt
Organism: Pelagomonas calceolata
Lineage: Eukaryota; Pelagophyceae; Pelagomonadales; Pelagomonadaceae
Source: the annotation of a GenBank genome assembly